AUGGCACGAACAAGAGCUACAGGUCUUCGAAAUACAAGCCCCGUUCCUCCUCUUCUGGAGCCUGCAACGGCUGCUACUGAUUCAUCUCUUUCGAAUCCUGAUGCUCCUCCUCAAGAACCCCCAAUUUCUAGGGUUCUGAGUUCUCCCAUCCAUGUCUCCAAUCGUUUCUCUUCUUUUUCCGUUCUUGAUCGACCUGCCCAUGAAGAUGGUAGUAGUCCCUACUUCUUGAGCACAGGAGAUCAUCCAGCACUUGUUCUUGCCUCUCCUCCCCUCAUGGACAAGAAUUUUCAACAAUGGAGAAGGGAUUUCAAGAUCUCCAUUCGGGCAAAGAACAAGCUCCCCUUUCUCAACAGAUCUCUCCCUCAACCAGCUGAAGAUGGUCCUCUUCUCAAUCAAUGGCUUCGCUGCAACCACAUGGUAAUGUCUUGGAUACUUCACUCUGUUUCCCCUGACAUCAAAAGUAGUAUUAUGUUAUUGGACACUGCUGCUGCUAUGUGGAAUGAACUAAACAGUAGGUUUGAUCAAGGCAACGGACCUAAGAUCUUUGAUCUUUGA
Humulus lupulus (European hop) is the source of this 555-nucleotide messenger RNA. RefSeq lists its product as uncharacterized. The transcript has a single exon. NCBI's taxonomy places the organism in Eukaryota, Viridiplantae, Streptophyta, Magnoliopsida, Rosales, Cannabaceae. The record is from RefSeq and is a predicted model, not a curated record. The coding region runs from base 1 to 555 and encodes 184 amino acids.